AUGGAUGUAUAAAUAUUGUGUAAUGCCAUUCUAUUUAUGCUUACUCUCCUUGUUAUUAAUGAAGUCUUAACUAAUUAUACCAUGAAGAAUCAAAACCUCAAAAAAUAUUUAAACAAUACCACCAUCACAACUUUAAUUGGUAUUGUUGCAGGUUUAUUUCUAUUAUAUAUUGACAAAUCCAUGCUUGUAUAAGAAUAUAAAUAAGGAUUCAGUCAAUUCUUUCUUAUUGUCUUAUUACCACCUAUACUAUUUGAAAGUGCUAUUAAUAUGGAAAAAGCAUUGUUUUUUUAAAACUUUGGCAGUAUUUUGAUGUACGCAGUAAUUGGGACUAUUAUUGCAGUAUUUGUAACAACAUUUUGCUUAUAUUUGAUCGGAUUGCUAAUUUAAGUAUUUAUUUAAAAUAAACUAUAUCUUAGAAAUUAUCCUUAACAAGUUGUUAUGCUUUUGGAUCAUUGAUAUCCUCCACUGAUCCAGUUGCUGUCUUAUCUAUUUUUAAAAAGUUAAAUGCAGAUAAAUAAAUGCAUAUACUUAUAUAUGGAGAAAGCAUUCUAAAUGAUGCCAUAUCAUUAUUACUAUAUGAGUAAAUAAAAUAAUGAAUUAAUUUAUAUAGAAUAUCUGGGAGAAUUCGAAAUCAAGAAUUAGUUGGAUUUGGAGAUGCAACUAAAUAAUUUUUGUUGAUAUUUUUAAUAUCUAUAGCAAUUGGUGUAAUAAUAGGAGCUCUUUGUGCCUAUGUAUCAUAAAUAAAUAUUUUAGAUAUUAAAAGUAAAAGAAGAAGUGUCGUAUGAAACAGAACAUAUUGAAGUUUCAGUAACUGUAAUUAUUCCAUGGGUUUGUUAUUUAAUUUCUGAGGCAGUUGGUUUUUCAGGAAUAGUGAGUAUUGUAUUUUGUGGAAUUGUAAUGGCCAAAUAUGCUUUACCUAAUUUAUCUGAAAGUGGAAAAGAAGUAUAAAUAAAUUACUAUUUUUAGUUAUUAAAUAAAUUCUAUCAUAUAUUAUCAUACAAUUUUGAAAAUUUAGUAUUCUUAUUUAUAGGGAUUGGAAUGGUUGGCUAUGAUUUGGCUUGGUCAGAAAUGGGAAUAAUUUUAGGGAUAUCAAUAAUUAUAAUAGUAGUGUUUGCUAGAUUAAUUAAUAUAAAAAUAAAUAGUUUCAUACUUAAUAGAUAUCGACAAGAUAAUUUCAUAAAACAAAAUCAUUAAAAAGCAAUGUGGUUUUGUGGAUUAAGAGGUGCAAUGGCUUAUGCCUUAGCUUUAGAUUCAGCUGAUACUUUUAAAGAAGAAGGAGAAAUCAUGCUUACAAUGACAAUAGUUAUAAUUGCAUUUAAUGUAAACUAUUAUUUAAUCAAAUUUAACUAUUAGAUUUUUGUUUAAGGUUCUACAUUGUAAUAUGUUUUAUAAUUAUGUGAUAUCUAAGAUAAAUCAAAUGUAUUAUCAAGUGAUUAAAUCUAAAGGAUAAUUAAAUGGAAGGUGGCAGCUUAAAAAUAGCAAACCAAAAAGGAUGGGCACAUAGAAUGAAAGAUUGCUUAGAAAAAUGUGAUGAGAAAGUUUUUUAAGAGUUCUUGGUUAAAAAGUAACUGAUUAUUUUUGAUUCACUAGGAGAGAACUAACUCCAGUUAUACAAGUAGAAUCACAAUGAAACAUUUAAUUAAAUUAAUAAAUAUCCC
Messenger RNA from Paramecium sonneborni, 1658 nucleotides. The record is from the annotation of a GenBank genome assembly. NCBI's taxonomy places the organism in Eukaryota, Ciliophora, Oligohymenophorea, Peniculida, Parameciidae.